This is a messenger RNA of Linum trigynum, 2053 nucleotides long. The record is from the annotation of a GenBank genome assembly. NCBI's taxonomy places the organism in Eukaryota, Viridiplantae, Streptophyta, Magnoliopsida, Malpighiales, Linaceae.
CUACAUAUGCAUGGAUAUGGGCUAGGUACGUGAGCUACGUAUGUACAUAAAUGGGCUGAGGCCCUAUACAGUUUAACAAGGAUUUCGGGAGAACGUCUCCUCAAAUUGGGACUCGCGAUGAUGCAACGACGGAAGGGUUUUACGGUUUUUUUGGGGACGUCGUUCGUAGUUGUGAUUAUAUAGUCAUGUUGAAACUAGGCGAGAGAAGAUAUGUCGCAGAGAAGAAGGUUUCCAUUGACAACUCCACUAGCAGCAGUAGGUUCAUGACAAUGAUGAAAAUAGUCAGAGAUGACAAGCUCUCUAAUCAUCAUCUCCCCUCCGCUACGUCGUCGUAUUUGAGCCUCCACAGUCAUAAUCACCAUUCUCAUCUGCUUCAGUUUAAUCAGAAUUUGACUCACAAUCUUCACCGCCAAAACAAAGUCCCCUUUUCCACUGCGAUCCUCGCCGGAGUACAGGUCGCCUCCCCUAGAAGUGAUUUUAGACUCCAAAGAAGCCAUUCACGUAACGAAAGAGAGAACAACUGAUGUUGUAAUUUAGUGGGUAUAAUCCUCCUCCUAAAUUGUUGCGCUACAUCACAGUCCCGGACUACAUGCAGCACAAAUUCUACAGCCAGCAAGACUCCCCUUCUUCUGCCUCCUUCUCCACCCGUUCCUGCUCUUCAGACGAUGGACCGCUGAGUCUACUUCACUCCUCCUCCGCUGGACAUUAUCUCGAUGAUCUCUCCCUGGAUUAGCAUGAUGAGGUUAUUUUCGGUUGGGCUUUUGAUAUUUUUGGGUUGUGUGUCUUUUCCUUUUCGUUGUAGGUUUCCUUUGAGUUUGGGUUGGGGUAGCCGAGUAGGAGAAGAAUUUCGCGUAGGGUUAGGUCAUGUAUUAGGCUUUAUCGACACCAACGUCAUUCUCUCUUUUGUGAGUUACAAGCAAAACCCUUGAACUGUGGGUAACAGUUCAUCAAUUGGUAUUAGAGUCUGGUUACGCAUCCGAUUAGGAUGAGUACAGGCACGACGACGGAACGAUGCUCUGUGCUAGAAGCGGCGGUAGAGGAGCUGCAAGGGGCAAUGCAGGUAUACUCGACCGACCUCGAUGACUUGUCGGCACGGAUGGCGAACGUGGAGGAGGUAUUGAAGGUGCCGGUGGCUAAGGUCGAUGUGUUGACACCGCAAAUGGAGGGAAAAUGCAUGAUUAUCGCAUCGUGCAGUGGGGAAGAAAGCUCAAAGGAGAGGGAAGGGGAGAAAAGUACGACCGGGAAGAAGACCAGCGAGAGGAGCUCGAUAGGCCAAAUUUCUACGGUAGUACCCGCCGCCACGAGUGGGUGGUACGUGGGAGCUGCAAGGCCUUCUAGUGAUGGGGGCGGCCGAAGCAUCGGCGGGGGAAUCUUCCUCACGAAACUCGCCAGGUUGGAAUUUUUGAAGUUUGCCGGGGAGGAUCCAGGGUCAUGGUUUCAUCUGGAAGGGGAGGCAAACCAGUGGUGGCAAUUGUUGAAGCGGGCCUAUAAAGACACGGGUGAGCCAAUUUCUUGGGGACCGUUCUCGCAGGAGCUCUGGGAGAGGUUUGGUCCGACAGAGGGUGAGAGGUGCGACGAAGCCCUAUCACGGAUUCGUCAAACUAGGUCCCUGUGCGAUUAUCAGAAGGCGUUCGAAAAGCUGGCUAAUCGCUGCGUCGGCUGGACACAACAAGCAUUGGUGGGCACAUACUUGCGAGGCUUGAAGUCGGAGAUCGCCAACGAGAUCAAGAUGUUCACACCGCAGCCAUUGCGUGACGCCAUCAGCUUGGCAAGGAUGAAAAAUGAUCAAGUCCAGCGUCAUAAGCCGACUGGUACGUCGGCGCCACCUGCUGGCGGCGGAGGAGGAGGAGCGACGUGGACUGGGGGACGAGCCUACGCUCCGAGAACUGCAAGCUCGGGCUUUUCAAGCAGGAGGUGGACCACUGCGUGCACCGGCAAGAGGGAAGUGGUUGAGCUGGGAGGCGCAGCAGCUGCCGAGGGCUCAAGGUCUAUGCUUCAAUUGCGAUGAGCAAUUUACCAUCGUGCACAAGUGCAAUAAUGCAAGGGUGAUGUG